Molecule: messenger RNA, 1722 nt
Organism: Trichomonas vaginalis G3
Lineage: Eukaryota; Parabasalia; Trichomonadida; Trichomonadidae
Product: papain family cysteine protease domain containing protein family
Exons: 1
Coding region: 1-1722 (573 amino acids)
Source: RefSeq, a predicted model, not a curated record
AUGGAAUCAGAGAUGUAUUCACAAUAUGAGGAUAAUAACAAAAAGAAAACAUCUCUUGGUGUUAAAGUUCUUGUAGCUCUUAAUGCAUUAGUUUUAGCAUUAAUUGUUGUUACAUAUGUUGUCGGAAUUCGUGUUCAAAAGAGAAUUGCCGACACAACAAUUAGAAAUAAUACAUUUGAUAAUCUUUUCAAAGAAUUCGAAGCCGAAUUACCCGAUAUUGCUUUACCAUCUGCUUAUGCUCCUCCUUAUAUCAAUCCAGCUACCGAUCAGGCUCAUCGUGGAACAUGCUGGUGCUGGUCAACAUUGUAUAAUCUUGAAACCCAAUAUCGUGAGCAAGGAAUUAAGAAAGGAUUCCUUGACGAAAAAACAUUUGUCAAAUUCUCAAUCCAAGCAUUUGUCUCAGUUGUAGGAAAUUACUGCAGAGCACACCCAACAGAAAAGGCAUGCGGCUACGGUGGCUUCAAACGAAAUUCUACAAACGAUAACCAAGUUGAAGCUUUCCCAUAUUUCCUUAAGAUGAUCCAAGGUCUUGACUCCUCUGUUGUUGCUGAUCAAGUCUGCCCAUAUGUACCCGAUCCGAGCCCAGUAACAGAUUUCCAGUGCGAUAAUUUCUAUAAACAAAACGAAUCUAAUCCAAUCCGCUUCAAUUUCAAAGGCAUGACAACAGUUUACGAUACAAGAGCUAUCAAGCAGCUUCUUUUCCUCAAGAAGCAUCCUCUUGGCAUUGGAACUCCACUUGGAACAAUUAAUUUCUACGCAAAGUGCUCAGAAGCACCAUAUUCCAACCACCCACACUGCCAGAAGAAAGUCUUCCGCUGCCCAGACUCACAAACAGAGGAAUACUGCGCUCUCCUUGAGUUCCAAGGCAGAACCAAAGAUGGCACAUUCGUUGGCAUCGACAAAGCCGACCGCCAGACAGAAUUCGGUGGCCAUGCCAUGAACGUUGUUGGCUACAACGACAACUGGCGUUACAAUUCCAGAAUCUCAUCAGAUAAAUCUGUCCAACCAUCAAAGGGCUGUUUGAUCCUCCACAACUCAUGGCGUGCUGAUGGCCAUUCCGUACAGUACCUUCUUGGCAACAGAACUCUUGAAAACGAACAAGUUCUUUGUCCAAAUGUCCGUGCCCCAGAAAACUGGAUCCCAGCAACUCUCGAUUGCGUCAAGAAGAACAAGGAUGAUCCAUCGAAGUGCUCCAAGGAUAUCUUAAGAGUCAGAGGAAACGGAACAACUCACGGAGCUGAUAUCAUCAAAUGCACUUCAACUGACACUUUUUACUGUGAUCAGAACCUUAAAUAUAUCCUUAAGCGCAAGUCCGAUGACGAUGAUGGUUCAUUAGAUGUUUACGAGCUCGACAACGGUCUCCAUGAUAUCGGAUUCAUCGCAUGGAGUGAUACACAAGAGCCAAUGGAAGUAAGGAUAAAGGCAAUGCCAUUCUGGGGUAUUGAUAGAUACAUGACACCUGAAAACGUAGAAGUUGAGAACAACGCAGACGAAUGCGGCUUCUACGCACUCCCAUACCAGGUUAUAGAGAACAUGAGACGAAGAUCGUUCGACUUGUUCGAUAAUUUCAAGUCUUCCGAUUACGAAGUCGAAUUCUUGGACUCUUCUUACAUAAACGCGAAGGUCAAGGAAUCAUAUAACUACGAUUGGCUUAAGAGCUCAACACAACAACAGAACCUCCAUCAGUUCAAUGAGCCAAUUCCAUUCUACGUAUAUCAUUAG